CUCCCAGACUGAAACGCCCGAGGAAGAGCCAUGUCUUCUCCCUACGCCUCCUCCUCCAUCUUCACUCUGAAGCCCAAGAGGAAGACCAAGAAGAAACACUUCGUGCAGCAGAAGGUGGAGGUUUUUCGAGCCAGUGACCCGGUGCUGAGCGUCCUGAUGUGGGGGGUCAAUCACUCGAUGAAUGACCUGAGCCAGGUGCCUGUACCUGUCAUGCUGCUUCCAGACGACUUCAAAGCCAGCACCAAGAUCAAAGUCAUCAACCACUUCUUCAACAAGGAGAAUCUUCCUGCUCAGUUCAAAUUCAAAGAGUACUGUCCACAGGUGUUCAGAAACCUGCGAGAGCGCUUUGGCAUCGAGGAUCAAGACUACCAAGUGUCUCUGGCCCACAGUCCUCCUCUCAAAGAUGAAGAGGGGAAGUGCGUUGGACUGCUGCUGACGUCACACGACCGCACUUUGGUGGUGAAAGAAAUUUCCAGUGAGGAGGUGGAGGGAAUGCACAACAUCCUCUCUGAGUAUCACCAGCAUAUAGUCACCUGCCACAGCAGCACGCUGCUCCCCCAGUUCCUCUCCAUGUACAGAGUGACAGUGGAGAACGAGGACACCUACCUGUUAGUGAUGAGGAACAUGUUCAGCCACAGGUUGCCCAUACACAGGAAGUACGACCUGAAGGGUUCCCUGCUGUCCCGUGAAGCCAGUUUUAAAGAAAAGGUCAAAGAGUUACCAACUUACAAGGAUGCAGACUUCAUGAAUAACAUGCAGAAGAUUUAUGUGAGCGAUGAGGAGAAAGAGAAGAUGAUGGAGAAGCUCAGCAUGGACCUCGAGUUCCUUGUGCAAAUGAGGAUCACGGACUACAGCUUGCUGCUGGGUAUCCACGACGUUGAGCGAGCUGAGAGGGAGGAGGAUGAGGAUGAGGAGUCAUCCCAUGAAGAGGAGGAGGGGGGUGAAAAUGACCUGGCUGCUGCUCCAUCUACCCCACCUGAGGGUAUCGCAGGCUACAUGAAGUCCUUCAAACCCAUGGGUCCUGGAGAAUUCGAUCCUUACGUGGACGUGUAUGCUGCUCAGAGUGCUGUAGCUGCUCCCCGGAGGGAGGUGUAUUUCAUGGGUCUGAUUGACGUGCUGACACAGUAUGAUACCAAGAAGAGAGCUGCUCACGCUGCCAAGGCUGUCAAAAACGGGGCUGGAGCAGAAAUCACAACAGUUCAUCCUGAGCAGUACGCUAAACGUUUCAAAGAGUUCAUCGCAAAGGUCUUCGCCUGAUUCAAAGAUU
Messenger RNA from Nematolebias whitei (Rio pearlfish), 1267 nucleotides. Its product is annotated as phosphatidylinositol 5-phosphate 4-kinase type-2 gamma-like. Gene Ontology annotation, biological process: phosphatidylinositol metabolic process. Gene Ontology annotation, molecular function: phosphatidylinositol kinase activity. The record is from RefSeq and is a predicted model, not a curated record. Bases 31 to 1257 code for a protein of 408 amino acids. The transcript has 10 exons. NCBI's taxonomy places the organism in Eukaryota, Metazoa, Chordata, Actinopteri, Cyprinodontiformes, Rivulidae.